GUGGUGACGUCGGCAGAAGCGACGAGAGCAUUUCGCGACGACUUGCGCUAACCGCGAGCGAGACGCGCGGCGCCCGCGUGCCGCGUUUUCCCUCUCGCGGAGAAGAGUCGCCGACAGAGCGCCCGGCCAGAACGGUCCGGUGAAGUGAGCAAAUGAGCGAGAGAGAAGGAGAAAGAGGGAGAGGCGGUAUACCGUGAGGAAAUUCAGAUGAUCGCAGAUGGACUUGGGAGAAGGACGCUCGUGAGAUAACACGGUGAUAACGCGAUAAUGUGAUCUUUGGCUGUGAUCCGGAUUUUCAAGGCGACUCGAGAGGGCGAUUUCUUCAGUCGAUCUGGGUCGUCGCGUGAUUGAAAAUCCCGAGUGAUUCGAAUUCUUGACUUAAUGCAGUGCUUCGUGAGUGAUCUUGAUUCUCGAACGGAUCUUCCAGAUGUCGUCGGUGGAUCCGUUCGGCAGGAUUAAAAAUUGUUGGGAGAGACGGGAAGAUUGGAAAAUUAAAAAUUGAUGAGACGAAGAGCUCGGAACUUCGUACGAGUGAUAGGCUACGAACUUGUUGGGAUACAUGCUGAAUGGUAUUUUACGGGAUACACGCGCGAUUGGCAAGGUGUCGAGUGAACUGAAACGAGGUUUUCUCAAGUGGCGGAAUUGAUUGCGAAAAUAGAUCGAAGACUUCAACAACAAGUAUCAACACGGAGUGUUUUUACUCGAUCGAAUUGCUGACAGGAAUUUUGUCGAAUGAGCUUCGCUCGGGGAGUUUGCGUCGGCGAAUGUUGAUUCCAUGCUCAGAUUACGAUCCUCGUGCAGGAAAUUACGAAUCCCCCGAAGCAGCUAUGGGAUCGAUCGUCGAAAAACAUCGUAGCGAAGAGUCAUCGAAACCGAACGUUCCGUGGAAUCGGGCUGCGCCGACUUCGAUGCCGAAGAAACGUGCGAUCGGUGACGUCGUCGUCGGUGAUGGUGUCGGUGUCUGCGUGUGAAAUAAAAGCGCGCGAGGGGGAGAGAGAGAGAGAGAGAGAGAGAGAGAAAUCUUCGAUGAUGGAGAAACGGAAUGUGCGGUAAGCUUUCCGAAGUGAUGACAUUUUUCAAUCGCGAGAAGCCGCGACGUCGGCACUUUAAGCCAAUCUCGCGUGCGACAUAAAACUGAGAGGUAUCAAUAAUUUUCUCAGCCUGGCCCGUGUGAAUUGCAAGACCCGUUGUGGGUCAAAAUGAGUGCGAUUACUGGCGGCAUUACCAAGAAAAGAAAGAAAUCCGAUGCGAAGCCUCAGUCGCAGAUUAAUAAGUGCCUUAAUGAAAAAAGACGACGGACCCAAGAGAACUUGUACAUCGAUGAGCUUGCCGAGCUGAUUUCCGCCACGGAUAUGAGCUCUGGCAAGACCGACAAAUGCCAGAUCCUUCAGAGAACCGUCGAACAGAUUCGGCACAUUAGGCAACAAGAGAGCUCCAAUAAUAGUAAUGCCGUGCAACAGGGAGAAGUGUCUUCGUCGAAUCCUAGCAUAUUGUCCCACGAACAACUCAACCUUGCCGUAUUUGAUGCGGUAGAUUGUUUUAUGUUAGCCUUAAGUCCAGAGGGCCGCGUGGUGUACGUUUCGGAUAGCAUAACGAAGUACACAAGCUACACGAAGGACGAUGUACUCGGAAAGGAUAUUUAUAACUUUAUUCAUCAUGGAGAUCACAACACCUUCAUGCCUAGCUUGUUACCCAUGUCGUCUCUAGGCUGGACCAGCGAGCCACAUCCUGAGCACGGGAAACGUCGAUUUAAUUGCCGCUUCUUGGUGGACCCUCCCGAAGAUAGGGAAGUGACUAUGGAAGAGAAGCAACAACGAGUAGCGAAGUACGAGACUAUGAAUAUCAAGACUGUUCCUCUGCCCAAGAAGAAUGAGCCAAUAGACAGCGGUGAUAUAUCCUCCGAAUCAGCUACUAGUUGCGUGAUAUGCGUAGUGAGUAAAUUAUCGUCGAACGAACUCGUUGCUCCCGUUGAGCAAUUUACCAUCAAAUUGGAUCCCACCGGGAAGAUAACUCAGGUCGACAUCAGUUGGUUGUCCCCAAAGUACGCCAAGUACAUAAACAAGGAGCUGAUAGGUACAACAAUUAAGGAUUUGUGCCACCCUCAAGAUCUCAAUACGCUCAUGAAGCAUUUGAGCGAGACGCUUCAAGUCGGAGAAAAUACGAGCGAACAGUACCGACUGCACGUUAGUCCUGAUAAGUUCCUUAAGAUACAAACAAAGUCAAAAGUUUUUAAAUCGAAUAUGAAUACGCACGACGGCGACUUCAUAAUGGCAACUAGUUCCAUCAUAACGGACAAUGACUUAAUGUCUAUCGAGGGUGGUCAGCUUUCCAACAACAAAGUGUGCUCAGGACACUCUAGCAACCGUUGUGUGAAUAAUAGUAGUAAUAAUAACGGUAACAAUAACAAUAACGUGGGUGGCCCGCUGAUGUCCGUCGCGCAUCUGAACGGUCAAGUGAGUGGUAUCAGUGCUCGCGGUAUGGCGGCAACGGCCGCCACCUCGUCGAACUCGAUCGCCUUUAGCACGGGGGGUGCCAGCGGCAGCGGCGGCGGAGGCGGCGGCGGUGGUGGCGGUGGCGGUAAUAGUGACUCGUGCAACCCCCUAACGCUGAACACGUCGGCCGGCAAUUCGUUCGGCAACCUUUUUCCGGGAAACAUGGACCUGGAGCUCGAAUUCACAUACCCGAGUUCCACGUGGGACUUGGAUGGUAGCGCCGGGUGGACGGAUAGGCCGGAGUCGAGAGCGAGCGGGCCACCAAACUCACGACCACCUUCCCAGCCAUCCCCGACAUCGCCGAGUCCGCAGGGAACCUUCUCUAGCUCGACGUUAAUGCCUAUAGACAGACUUAGCCCGAAUCCGGUCUGCAUCGCUCCCACCUUCAGUAAUUCGUUCCCCUUCAGUCCUCUUCAGGAGACCACGCAGACGGCCACGUUGAGCAGUGCUGCUAGCAGUAACGUCAGCACCAACGGCGGCAGCGGCGUCGGGGUUAGCGGUAUCAGCAGCGGCGUUGCUGGCGUCGGCGGUAACAACACUACGACAAUCGUUAAACGAACAGAAGAGAGCAACAAGAGCGGGUGUCCUACUAGCAACAGCGGUGGCGGUGGUACCACAGACAACGCGACUACGAGGACCAGCAACACUGCCGUCACCGCCGUCGAGACUCAGAACAACAGUGUUGUGUCCACCGAGUCCGUUAGGCUCAGAAACUUAUUGACGAAGGGCGCUAGUGAGGAUAGCCAGGACAAUACGAACAACGAUUCGGAUAAUCAGAACAAGCAUCGGAUAUUGAAGAUCCUGUUGAAUCAGCAGGACGAAGACGAUUAUCAUUCGGAGCAUAAAGUACGUACGAGCCCUAGCAACAUGCCAAAGCCGAGCAUGGAACACUCUAAAUCGUCGCUCGGAAACAACAUGUUAUUACAGUUAUUAAACGAGAAAAAUGACGACGAGGACGAAGAGACACGUGCCGGGGCAAAGAAAAGAAAUGAACUUCUGCAACAGCUGAUGAAAGAUGACGAAGAGAAAAAGUUGCAGGAACAACAGCACAAUCGAGAAAACGACCCCCUUCUGCGGAGUCUUGGAUUCAACACUACGUCUCCGUCUCCGUCGCAAUCGAGUGAUCAUGCCAGCCUCGGGAACGCGACGCAGGUAGGCCAGAAGAGACCGGGAGAAGAUGGUGAUUUGAACGUAGCUGUCAAGCGGCCUGUGGACGGCUCGCAGGUGUCUUCUUCGGGGACAAGCUCCUCGAAUGCAACGAGUAAGCUAUGGGAGAAGAAUAAGAUGUUGGCGUCGUUGUUAGCGAAACAGCCGCCACAAUCAACGAAUAUACCACCGAUUCCUCCGGAUGUGAUAUCGGCAACGCCACACGAGAAUAAUAAGAUGCUUCGCUCAACAAAACAACAACAGCAGCAGCAGCAGCAGCAGCAGCAACAACAGCAGCAGCAGCAGCAACAGCAGCAGCAGUCGCAACAACAACAGCCGCAACAGCAGCCUUGGACCGGUGGCAAUAUGCAAGUUGGUGGUAAUAAUGCGAUCACGACGACCGCGACGUCGGCGCGUCCUCUCCAAAGCCAGUCGAGACAACUACCUCGUCAAGCAACCAAUACCUACCUCAGUCAUAUGCUAAGUCAGCAACAGAGGCCCCAAAUGGGACUCGAGUCCGAGUUUGCGGGUAGCGGAGAAUAUCGUCAAGCUAGGAACGAUCCAACCAACUGGGAUAAUCAGUCGUCGGAUCCGGAUCUCUCGGAAAUUUUGGAUCAAGUUAUCGAAUUUGUCCCGGACGAAGCUAUCGCAACAAUCAAUCUUCUGCAAGUAAUGAUGCAACCAGUCACGCGUGGCAGCGAAAGACAUCUUCUAGAUGUUAUCGAAGUGCCGGAGAACAAUGCCAUGAACGAGACAAUGGCCAUUAACGCUAUUCAAAAGACGUUGAUGUCGUUGGAGAAUGACGUGAAUUCGACGUCCUCCAGUAUAACUAUGUCUAGCACGCCUCCAGCCUAUUCGACUGCGAUGGGAACGACACCCGUGACGACUUCCAGUCACAAUUACCAGCCACCUCCUAUGUAUCAACAGCCCAGGAUGAGGUUCAACGCCCAACCGGGCAUCAGACAGACCGGCCAGUUUACGCAGCUGCAGCAGCUGCAACAGCAACGUUCUAAGCUCAUACAUCAGCAGCAACAGCAGCAGCAGCAGCAGCAGCAAAAGCAACGAUUAUUGCAACAACAGCAGCAACAGCAGUUGCUUAUCCCGUCGAAUGCUACUGCGACGGAUCAAAUUAGCAGUGGAAUUCACAAUAUCGACAACCUUUUGAAUAAUACCGUUGCGCCGCCGAAUGUAUCGUUGCAGCGAUCGAGUGUCCCAGAUUCACAAGUUUCUCCAGGCUAUGGGGCAUCCGUCCAGAUGGCUUCUGGUCAUCGACUCACUCAUUCGUAUUCCCAUCCAUCGACGAUACAGCAGCACCACAUUGUGAAUAACAAUUUCAACAGUGGUCAACAAGUGUCUGCCGCGGCGAGGCUUUCGCCACAUUCUCCGGCCGGUAUGCUGUCGUUCUCUCAUCCGCCGUUAUCGCCACGGGUGGCACAAGGCAAUUACGGCAACACACCGAGAUUAUUCAACGUGAACCAGGUGAGGCCGCAGCAGCAGGUCACGGCGCAACAACAGUUGCAGCAGCAACAGCAACGAUCGAUGCCCUCACCGGGGACGGCGGCCUCCGCCCGGCAAUCCCCGUUCCCUGCCGAGGCGUUUCCUCCACCGACGUCGCCCACGGCCAGCCAGUUCCCACCGGGAGUUCCCAAUACUGGCGCGCCAAAUCCGUCGGCCCAAUAUAGGCUGCAACGGACCACGUCUACGCCUUCUGCUACGACACAAUUGCCAGGUGGAAUUGGAUCGCCUAGGCACUACGGCGGCGUGAGUAAGGAACAACCUCUUCUUUCACCUAGUCAUUCACACUCGGCUUGCCCGGCAACACCUACCCAUAAUCAACACAAUGCCACGAAUACACAACACUUUACGAGCCAACAACACACCCCCAUGUUAUACCAACACACCAACGCCAACACUAUCAACACGGCAGAAAUGCAGAACAAUCAGUUCUGUUACGAUCGGUCGUCAGUACCGCUGUAUUCGUCUGGCGGGGAGGCGCAAGAUGCCAGGUCACUGCCUUCCGGUAAUCCUGUCAAUCACCAAAUAGGUGGUAACGCCAGCACCUCGGAAUUCGUGCGGCAAGAAGUGAGGGCGAUUGUUGGCGCGCGAAUGCAACAGCAGCAGCAGCAGCAGCAGCAGCAACAGAGAGUGCCCAAUAAUCUACAGAAUAAUCUUUCUGGUCAAGUUUCUCAGGACGAUCUUGAAGCACUUGGUCUGACAUUCGAGAUGCCUUCUGCAGGUGAGGCUGUGGUUAGCGAUGGCCCCGCCAAGAUCUGGGGGAGCGCCGGAAGUGCCCCCUCGUCCUCCAGGAUUACUAUGGAGGAGGCACGAGGUGAUCCGACGAAGUCAUCGUUGCUGCAGAAGCUACUGCAGUCCGAGUGACUGCAGGCCACUAUCCCGUCAUGCAGUAAAGAGUUAUAUGUAAUAUAUUUUUGAGUGUGCGGAGAGCGAAACGGAGAUAUAUAGGACGUAAAAAAACGCGGAAGAGAGCGAGAGUGCGAAAAAAAGAGAGAAAAUGCGUGAGAAAGAGAGUUAUAAAAUGCAUAUACACUUAUACGUAAUGGAUACUAUUGUAUUAUAUGUAAUGUCACACACGGAGUCAGUAUUCAUAUACGUAUCACCAAAUACAAUGCAAAACUAGCGCGCGGUGCUCUCUAGAAUGUUGCCCGUCGAUCAGUCGAAAAAGGUACGAGAGCGAGAGAGAGAGAGAGAGAGAGAGAGAGAGAGAGAGAGAGAGAGAGAAGGAGAAAAGGAGAAUGAGAAAAUAGAAAGAUAAAGAUAGAGAGAAAAAGAGAGAUAAAAAAAAGGGGGAAACGGCGGGACCUAUUUCCCUUUCCUUUUACUUUUCGAACUCGAAGGACCAAAAGUUUCCGUUUUUGUUUGGCUGUGUCGUCGAGACUUCCUGGAUACGCGAUUUGUGCCAGGAGUAUCGAAGUCGCGACGUAUCGCGACACGGAGAGAAUCGAUUCGCGGCGUUCGUUCCCGUCGCUUUUUAUGUUUUUUCUUUUUGUUUGUUUGUUUGUUUGUUGAGGAAAGUGUCUUUCUCUCUCGGGCUCUCGUCUCGGCUUCGGAUGACCGAAGAUAUAUGUCGUGUAUCGUAUACCGAGAUAACGCUGUGACGGUCACAGGCAUACGAUGAACCCACAUCCGCAUUUUACCUGUCGAUACCUGUGUGUAUAUGUGUGCGUGCGAAUGUAUGUGUCAGUGCUUGCGCGUGUGCGUGUGUAUCGCGUUCUCCGUCAGUAUUGUAUUUGGUAUAUCACAAGAGCGGGGGGGGA
Molecule: messenger RNA, 6913 nt
Organism: Wasmannia auropunctata (little fire ant)
Lineage: Eukaryota; Metazoa; Arthropoda; Insecta; Hymenoptera; Formicidae
Product: nuclear receptor coactivator 2
Exons: 22
Coding region: 1200-6017 (1605 amino acids)
Biological process (GO): cellular response to hormone stimulus; positive regulation of transcription by RNA polymerase II
Cellular component (GO): nucleus
Molecular function (GO): protein dimerization activity; nuclear receptor binding
Source: RefSeq, a predicted model, not a curated record